GAGUUCGGUGUCCGAACUUCUGUCCCCCAUGGAGGGGUCUGGCGAGCUGCUGCUGGACGCCAAGUCUCAAGUCACCAACCAGCUGAUAGAUUUUCAAUGGAAACUGGGUAUGGCUGUAAGUUCCGACAAUUGCAGAUCUCUUAAAUAUCCUUAUGUUGCAGUCAUGCUAAAAGUGGCAGAUCAUUCAGGCCAAGUAAAGAACAAGUCCUUUGAAAUGACAAUUCCACAGUUUCAGAGUUUCUGCAGACAGUUCAAGGAAAUCGCGGCAAUUAUUGAAACUGUGUGAAAACUGAUUGCUUUGUUGAUAAACUGCUAAAAUCAUUCUAAAAUCGUGAACUUCACUUUUUGCAGCAAAACUGCAUAAGGAUCAAAUGAUAUUUAUUGAGUGAAUUUUGCACUUUUGUUUUUCCAUUAAAAAAAUAAUAAAUCAGAUAAACAGGAAUUAGUGGUAAUUAAUAAUACCAUUGUGAAUACGCUAAAAUUAUAUAUUGG
This is a messenger RNA of Choloepus didactylus (southern two-toed sloth), 492 nucleotides long. RefSeq names its product COMM domain-containing protein 6-like. The transcript has a single exon. The coding region runs from base 29 to 286 and encodes 85 amino acids. Gene Ontology annotation, molecular function: NF-kappaB binding. The record is from RefSeq and is a predicted model, not a curated record. Lineage: Eukaryota; Metazoa; Chordata; Mammalia; Pilosa; Megalonychidae.